ACACCUGGCCACACUGCACUGGGAGCAAAACAAAAUAAUCCACGUAAAAAACGUAAUAUCCCGGCGUUCAUUUUUAAAAUAUCCGAUGUCAGCCGCCAGGACGCAGGAAUACGAUUGCACCGUCAAGUGCAGACACCGUCAGCAUGGAAACGCCAUCACAGCCGCGCUGACAAAGCGCUCCAUUGACCACCAGAAGCUGGCGGCUUUUAUUUUCAAGACUUGCGGAAAUUUCGCCAAUAUUUUAGACGAUCUGGGCCGCUCGGCGGUGCACAUGUCCGCCUCCACGGCCCGGUACGAGAUUCUGGAGUGGUUGCUCAACCACGGAGCCUACAUCAAUGGCCAGGACUACGAAUCGGGAAGCAGUCCGUUACACAGAGCCCUCUACUACGGCUCUAUAGAUUGCACCGUACUGUUGCUUCGUUACGGGGCUAGUUUGGAACUGCUGGACGAGGACACAAGGUGUCCACUGCAGGCAAUCUGCCGGAAGUGCGAUGACGAUGACCUCGCGACGGAUUCACAAAACGAUGUCCUAGUGUGGGGCUCGAACAAAAACUACAAUCUGGGCAUUGGCAACGAGCAGAACACCAAUACACCGCAGGCGGUGGACUUCUUUCGAAAGUCUAACCUUUGGCUGGAACAGGUGUCACUUGGACCUUACCACAGUCUGUUCUGCGACAAGAAGGGUCACCUGUAUGCUGUUGGUCAUGGAAAAGGCGGUCGCCUGGGCAUCGGAGUGGAAAACAGUCUUCCAGCGCCCAAGAGGGUAAAGGUUUCGUCCAAGCUGAGCGGCGACUCCAUUCAAUGCAUCAGCGUGUCCCGCCAGCACUCACUGGUGCUCACACAUCACUCGCUGGUUUUCGCCUGCGGCCUUAACACAGACCAUCAACUGGGCGUGCGUGAUGCCGCCGAGCAGCUCACGCAGUUCAAGGAAGUGGUCGCGUUGCGUGACAAAGGUGCCAGCGAUCUGGUGCGCGUGAUCGCCUGCGAUCAGCACUCUAUCGCCUACGGCAGCAGGUGUGUCUACGUCUGGGGGGCCAACCAGGGCCAGUUUGGCAUCAGUUCCAACACGCCAUCCAUCACGGUGCCCACAUUGAUCAAGCUUCCUGCGAAAACUACAAUACGCUUUGUAGAAGCCAACAAUGCAGCCACGGUAAUUUACAACGAGGAAAAGAUCAUUACCCUUUGCUAUGCAGACAAAACUAGAUACAUAAAGACACCCAACUACGAAGAUCUCAAGAGCAUAUCGGUGAUGGGCGGCAAUCUUAAGAACUCCACGAAGGGCUCCGCGGCAGCUCUCAAGCUGUUGAUGCUCACUGAAACCAAUGUGGUGUAUUUAUGGUACGAGAACACUCAGCAAUUUUACAGAUGUAAUUUUUCACCAAUUCGUCUGCCUCAGAUUAAGAAAAUACUCUACAAGUGCAAUCAGGUUAUGGUGCUUUCCGAGGAUGGUUACGUUUAUCGAGGAAAGUGCAAUCAGAUCGCCUUGCCAGCUUCAGCACUGCAGGAGAAGUCUCGGGGCAGCCUGGACAACUGGCAGGACAACGAUCAAAACAAAACGGAAAUCUCCCGGGAACACGUUAUCCGGAUCGAGCUGCAGCGAGUUCCGAACAUCGACCGUGCCACAGACAUAUUUUGCGAUGAGGGCUUCUCGUCCUUUGCCGUUCUGCAGGAGUCACACACCAAGUACUUUCGAAAGCCAACACUGCCACGCAGGGAGCACAGCUUUAAGAAGCUGCUGCACGAGACUAGUGACUGUGAUGCUGUCCACGAUGUGGUUUUCCAUGUGGACGGAGAGAAGUUCGCGGCCCACAAGUUUAUCAUUUACAGUCGGGCGCCAGGUCUCAAAGACCUUAUACGUUGUUAUCUGGACAAGGAUAUUUAUUUAAAUUUGAACCAUUUGACGGGAAAAAUGUUUGAAUUGAUAUUGAAUCAUAUCUACUCUAGCUACUGGCCAACAGACGAUGAUAUUGACUGUAUACAGCAAAGUCUGGGACCUGCGAAUCCUCAACAGCGAACUCGCACAUGCGAGAUGUUCCUACCUCACCUGGAAAAGUUUCAACUAGUCGAGCUGGCCAAGUACGUACAGAGCUACGUGCGUGACCAUCAAUUUCCACUGCCCAAUGCCCGCAAACUUUUCAAUCGCUUGUAUCGCUCCGAUCAUCCAGAGUUGUACGAUGUGCGAAUUGUCUGCAACGACGGAAAGGUACUAGGGGCUCAUAAAUGUAUGUUAGUGGCACGGUUGGAGUACUUUGAGAUGAUGUUUAUGCACUCGUGGGCGGAACGCUCGUCUGUCACCAUGGAAGGUGUACCCGCGGAGUAUAUGGAGCCGGUACUUGAUUACUUGUACAGUCUGGACAACGAGGCUUUUUGCAAGCAGGGCUAUCUGGAGACGUUCCUCUACAAUAUGAUAACCAUUUGCGACCAGUACUUUAUUGAGUCGCUGCAGAAUGUGUGCGAGUCUCUAAUCCUGGACAAAAUCAGCAUAAGAAAGUGCGGCGAAAUGCUCGAGUUUGCCGCCAUGUACAACUGCAAAAUACUACAGAAGGGCUGUAUGGAUUUCAUUUGCCAAAACUUGGCCCGGGUACUUUGCUAUCGCAGCAUUGAACAAUGCGAUGGUGAGACUCUGAAAUGCCUAAAUGAGCACUAUCGAAAGAUGUUCAAGAGGGUGUUCGACUACAGACAAAUAACUCCAUUCUCAGAGGCUAUAGAAGAUGAGUUGCUGCUCAGCUUUGUGGACGGGUGUGAUGUGGACUUAAAUUAUAGAAUGGAUGCGGAAUCCAAGCUUCAGCAGGCCGCCAAACACAAACAGAAGGAUAUGCGCAAGCAAAAUGCCCGGCACCAGUAUGAACAGCAGGCCAUAUCAAGCAUGAUGAGAUCUCUUAGCAUAAGCGAAUCGACCCCAGGGCCAGAAGUGCCCUCAUCGCCCCAGGAUAGCGCUCGCAGCGAGGACAAAAACUGGUCUCGUGUGGUGGACAAAAAAGAUCAAAAGCGAAAAGCCGAAACCGCAUUAAAAGUGAACAACACACUUAAACAUGAGGAUCCACCGACCCAAGUACUGGUACCCAUUGAAAGGAAGCCCCUGAAGGAGCAAACACCUCCACCGCCAUCACAUGAAACUGAGCCCACUACACCAUUGAGCAAAAGCUACAACCUCGAUUUUAGCUCCUUGACUCCUCAGUCGCAGAAACUUUCCCAGAAGCAACGGAAGCGUCUUUCUUCCGAGUCAAAGAGUUGGCGGACUAAUAACGCACCCCUGGUGGAACAAUCCCCCACUCCAGUGGCCGUUCCAAAUGCCUGGGGAGUAACAACCACUCCAUCGGGUUCAUUCAAUGACUCAUUUACUUCUCCAUCCACUGGAAGCAUCACGGAUCCCACUUCAUUUGCCAAUAUGAUGAGGGGACAUUCAACCUCUUCCACCACACCCACGGACCAAGGCCAAAGCUUCUCGCGUAUCUUGGCGGAUGAAAAAAGACAGAGGGAAUCCUAUGAGCGCAUGCGAAACAAAUCUUUGGUACACACGCAGAUUGAAGAGACGGCAAUUGCUGAAUUGAGGGAGUUCUACAACGUGGACAACAUUGAUGAUGAGACUAUAACCAUUGCCCGAGUGUCCAGGCCCAGUGAUAUAAACUUUAGCAUAUGGCUGAGGCAGUAAAUUGGUACAGGUAGCUUAGUAGUGUGGAGUGUUUGUCCUAUAGUUUUUGUUUUUAUUAGAGUGUCCGGACUGUUUGUGAUUUUAAAGCGAUUUACUGCGACCGGGUCAUCAAAUGUAGAACUCGGAGCCGCCUGCAAAGAAGCUCUUGCUAUUUAUUUAUAUUCAAAACCAAAUGCAAUAGGAUAUUGGACGGCACAUUGGGUAACAAACUUUAUUGCAUGAGCAUAUAGAUUAUACAGAUAGAUAUAGAUAUUUACAAGCUGGGGACACACUCAACAAUGAGGCAACAAGACAAGUGACGAAUAAAUAGCCAUCUAAGCUAAGCUAAACCGAACCGAACCCGAAAUAAACCCGUUGCUUAUGCAAAUGAGAA
Drosophila mauritiana is the source of this 4025-nucleotide messenger RNA. RefSeq names its product inhibitor of Bruton tyrosine kinase. The record is from RefSeq and is a predicted model, not a curated record. Gene Ontology annotation, molecular function: protein binding. Bases 86 to 3652 code for a protein of 1188 amino acids. NCBI's taxonomy places the organism in Eukaryota, Metazoa, Arthropoda, Insecta, Diptera, Drosophilidae. The transcript has 8 exons.